UCUUUGAACGGUACCGGUUUGAUCUUGUACGCCGGGGGACGCUCCGGUGCCUUGCAGACGGGGUGAAGAUCAUGUCACCCUCGUCUGGCCUUUGUGAAGAGUGGCUGGAGUUUAGGGCUGUAGAGACAAAACCAUCGGGGCAUCCCGACCAGUUACCGUAUAUCUUGGUAUGGGAGGACCUCGUGGUUAAUCCCCCGCCGUGGGCUCAACCUUUUCUCAUCGCACCCUGUCCUCCUCCUCCUUCUCCAGAAUUGCCGGCGCCUUCAGCUCCGCCCCAACCCCAACCCUCUGCUCUUGUUUCCCUCUGUCCGCUGGAAGCUACUCGUCCUCGACCUAAGCCUGUCCUGCCUGAUGAUAGUCAGAUGGACCUAUUAAUGACCUCUGAACUUCCUCCACCUUAUCCCCAGGAGCAUCAACCUGAAAGAGAACCCCCAAGAGGAAGACCGGGGGAGAUGGGCUCUCCAGACACCACUGUAAAUGAACAGCCUGAAGCCAGAUCCCCAAUCCAUACCAGGUUGCGGCUACGCAGGGCUCAAUUGGAGGAGGGAGAAAGAGGAGAAGGGCAAUGGUCUUCACAAUUGUACCCCUUGAGAAUUGUAGGGGGGCAGGUCCAGUAUUGGCCUUUCUCUGCCUCUGAUUUGUAUAAUUGGAAAACUCAUAACCCUCCUUUCUCCCAAGACCCCCAAGCAUUAACAGGUCUCAUCGAGUCCAUCUUAUUGACGCACCAGCCGACUUGGGAUGAUUGUCAGCAGCUGUUACGGACUCUACUGACCACAGAAGAAGUCCAACGGGUGCUGAUGGAGGCCAGAAAGAAUGUCCUUCGGGCUGAUGGGCAGCCCACCCAACUUCCAAACGAAAUUGAUGAAGUGUUCCCCCUUGUCCGACCUAAUUGGGACUUCAACACUCCAAAUGGUAGGGAGCGUCUCCGUCUUUAUCGCCAGACUCUGUUGGCAGGUCUCAAGGGUGCCGGAAGGCGACCCACUAAUUUGGCUAAGGUAAGAGCAGUUCUACAGGGAGCUGGGGAGACUCCCGCGGGAUUCUUAGAAAGACUAAUGGAAGCAUACCGCAUGUAUACACCGUUUGAUCCGGCAAGUAAAGAUAGGCAGGGGGAAGUGAUUAUGGCUUUCAUAGGACAGUCGGCACCAGACAUUCGAAAUAAGUUACAAAGACUAGAAGGAUUGCAGAAUUAUAGCUUGCAGGACUUAGUAAAAGAGGCAGAUAAAAUUUUCAAAGAGAGAGAAGAGAGACUAAGAAAGAUGCAGGAAGAAAGAGAGGAUAAGAGAGAUAAACGACGGAAUAAAGAACUGAGCCGUAUCUUGGCCACUGUAGUUCAUAACAAGCAAAUAACAUCCCAGGGAACUGAGAUAGGGAGACAGUUUAAGGAACAGGGAGGUGAGCGGCGAAACCGUUUAGGGAAAGAUCAAUGUGCUUACUAUAAAGAAAACGGCCAUUGGGCAAAGGAUUGUCCCAACAAUCCUAGAAACAAGAAAAGGCAGACCUCAGUUUUGACUUUAGAAGACUAGGCCAGUCGGGGCCAGGAGCCUCCCCCUGAGCCCAGGCUAACUCUGUCUGUGGGAGGCAAGCCCACCACGUUUCUAGUAGACACCGGGGCUCAACAUUCAGUUUUGACAACUACUGAUGGACCUAUGAGCCAGAAGACCUCGUGAGUACAGGGAGCCACAGGAGGACGCGCGUACCGGUGGACGACUGAUCGGCAGGUCGACUUAGCUACAGGUACUGUCACUCACUCCUUUUUACAUGUGCCUGAUUGUCCCUACCCCCUAUUGGGACGAGAUCUUCUGACAAAACUGGGAAUUCUCAUUCCUUGCCGGUCACCGUGGAACACUCCUCUCCUACCAGUGCAGAAGCCGGGGACAAAUGACUAUAGGCCCGUCCAAGACCUAAGAGAAAUAAAUAGUCAUGUAGAAGACAUACAUCCCACUGUGCCAAAUCCUUAUAACCUUCUCAGCUCCUUGCCUCCCUCCCAUGUGUGGUAUAGUGUCCUGGAUUUAAAGGAUGCUUUCUUUUGUUUAAGACUGAGCCCGGCGAGCCAAUUUAUUCCUUUAUUUGCUUUUAAAUGGAGAGAUCCGGAACAUGGAGUAAGUGGACAACUGACUUGGACUCGAUUGCCACAAGGCUUCAAAAAUUCCCCCACCAUCUUUGAUGAGGCCCUACAUCAGGACUUGGUGGCAUUCAGAUUAAAUAACCCCAAUCUGACUCUCCUCCAAUAUGUAAAUGAUCUCUUGCUGCCAGCACCUACCAGAGAGGCCUGCCUAGAAGGGACAAGGGCCCUGUUACAUGAAUUGGGAGCCCUAGGAUAUCGGGCAUCUGCCAAGAAAGCCCAGAUAUGCAGAGAGGAGGUAACCUACCUAGGAUAUGUCAUAAAGGGAGAAAAAAGAUGGUUAACUGAAGCCAGGAAAGCUGCGGUGGCGUCUAUACCAGUCCCAAAGAACUCCCGACAGGUACGUGAGUUUCUGGGAACGGCAGGAUUCUGCCGGCUGUGGAUACCUGGGUUUGCGGAGCUGGCCGCUCCCUUGUACAUGUUAACGAAGGAAAAAAAAACUCCUUCACUGGGGAAAGAACAACAACGGGCUUUUGAUUGCAUUAAAGAGGCCCUCCUAACGGCACCGGCCCUGGGACUGCCUGAUGUCACAAAACCAUUCACACUGUAUGUGGAUGAGGCCAAAGGAAUUGCAAAAGGAGUAUUGACUCAGUCCCUAGGCCCUUGGAGACGACCGGUUGCCUACCUUUCAAAGAAACUAGAUCCAGUGGCCUCAGGGUGGUCCCCUUGCCUGCACAUGGUAGCAGCUAUUGCGACCCUGCUCAGGGACGCAAACAAACUAACCCUGGGACAGAAAGUCACAAUAAUAGCUCCACAUGCUGUGGAGUCGGUUGUCCGCCAACCGCCAGACAGGUGGCUUUCAAACGCCUGCAUGACUCACUACCAGGCUUUGCUCUUAGCUCCUGAACGCAUUACUUUUGGACCAGUUGCUACGCUCAAUCCCGCUUCCCUAUUGCCGGAGCCGGGAACGGCCAAGGAUGUCCCCCAUGACUGCUCCCAGAUUCUGGCCGAAGUUCAUGGGACUCGUGAAGAUCUAACUGACCAGCCUCUACCAGAUGCGGAGGUAACCUGGUUCACAGAUGGCAGCAGCUAUGUCACCGAAGGAACUCGGCGGGCAGGAGCAGCAGUGGUGAGUAACAAUGACUCCAUAGUCUGGGCCAGUGCCCUAGAGCCAGGGACGUCGGCCCAGCGAGCUGAACUAAUAGCCCUCACAAAGGCUCUAGAACUGGCGGCGGGAAAAGUAGCAAACAUCUAUACUGACAGUAGGUAUGCUUUUGCUACGGCCCAUGUGCACGGUGAAAUUUAUCGCAGAAGGGGCCUCUUAACUUCAGGAGGACGAGAAAUAAAGAACAAGCAAGAAAUAAUAAACCUCUUGAGGGCACUAUUCCUUCCAAAAAGACUGAGCAUUAUUCAUUGUCCGGGCCACCAAAAAUGAACAGAUCCAGUAGCUAGAGGAAAUAGACUGGCAGACCAGACUGCAAAAACUGUUGCCACUGAGCCAAUCUCAGCCCUACCCCUGGAAAUAAACUCAAAAAUGGGACCCGAAGAGACCAGGCAAAACACAGAUGACAGAGCUCUCAUUAAAGAACUCGAAGGGGAGUGGGAUGCUAAGUGCAAAGCAUGGAGAAAAGGAGACAAGGUCAUCCUGCCCUAUCGCAUAGCUACUGAAAUCAUUGAACACCUCCACCGCCUCACUCAUUUGAGCCGGAGAAAAAUGCACGCUCUACUUGCAAAUGAGAAAUGCCCAUUUAUAACUCCUGACCUGCAGUUUCUUACUCAAAUUACAGUGGACCAAUGCAAGCCUUGUGCCCAGGUAAACGCAGGGCGACUAAAACUUCCCCAAGGAGCCCGUGCCCGAGGACACCGACCGGGAAUACAAUGGGAAAUAGACUUUACUAAAGUAAAACUGGGACUAUAUGAUUAUAAAUAUCUCUUAGUUUUUAUAGACACCUUUUCAGGCUGGGUAGAAGCCUACCCCACGAAGAAUGAAACGGCCACGACAGUCGUUAAAAAACUCCUUGAAGAAAUUUUUCCCCGGUACGGAUUGCCGCAAGUAUUAGGGUCAGAUAACGGUCCCGCUUUCGCCUCCCAGGUAAGUCAGGGGGUGGCCAAGAGUUUGGGGAUUCAUUGGAAACUACAUUGUGCUUAUCGACCCCAGAGUUCAGGCCAGGUAGAAAGAAUGAAUAGAACUCUAAAAGAGACCUUGACUAAAUUAGCCCUAGAGACUGGCGGAAAAGACUGGAUACGGCUCCUCCCUAUGGCCCUUUUUCGAGUGCGCAACACUCCUGCAUACCAUGGGCUGACUCCCUUUGAAAUAUUAUAUGGGAGCCCACCACCGGCAUCCUCUUUCUGUGAUUUUGAUCCUACCAUGUUCCCCCAUCCACCCUCGUUACAGGCGUAUCUCCAGGCUCUCAGAGCAGUGAGAGAGUACAUCUGGAAACCGCUUGCAGAGGCCUACAAGGACAAAGACAUUCCACCGUGCCCUCACCCGUUGAAGGAAGGAGACCAGGUGUAUAUCCGGAGACACCAGGCAAAAACCUUAGAACCACGGUGGAAAGGACCCUUUACUGUCCUACUGACUACUCCAACCGCCCUGAAAGUCGACGGAAUUGCCGCCUGGGUACAUGCCUCCCACGUGAAACACGCCAAGGAUCAGCCAGCAACAGGGACUACAGGGACUGACCAGGAACCAGAAUGGAAACUUCAACGAACCCCAAAUCCUCUAAAGAUAAGACUGACUCGUGCUUAAAAAUGUACUUUUUGACUUUGCUAUCUCUUCCAUGUUCAUUGUCAGAUUAUAACCCACAUACCCCCCAUAAAAUUACCUGGA
Messenger RNA from Ochotona curzoniae (black-lipped pika), 4892 nucleotides. RefSeq lists its product as uncharacterized. NCBI's taxonomy places the organism in Eukaryota, Metazoa, Chordata, Mammalia, Lagomorpha, Ochotonidae. Gene Ontology annotation, molecular function: aspartic-type endopeptidase activity; RNA-DNA hybrid ribonuclease activity; zinc ion binding. The record is from RefSeq and is a predicted model, not a curated record. Gene Ontology annotation, biological process: virion assembly; proteolysis; DNA integration.